Cylindrotheca closterium is the source of this 1893-nucleotide messenger RNA. Lineage: Eukaryota; Bacillariophyta; Bacillariophyceae; Bacillariales; Bacillariaceae. The record is from the annotation of a GenBank genome assembly.
AUGCAACGACCUAGGGAUGUGCUGACUCUGCCGGAAGAACAGAAAAUGAUCGACAUCAAGCAACCACAUCACAACGACGUUUUAUGUGGGAGAGGCGUGACAACCAAUAGACACCCUGGAAACGAGAGCUUCCGUGCUCUUGUUGGAGUGAAUAAGGAGGUUUAUGUCAGCUCUUCUAAGAAACAAAAAAUGGCUAUAUCAAGAUCCAUUGUGGAAGCUGUUUCGCUGUUGACACCACCGGGGAGGUUCCUGGAAAAAAAUCCUCAAACUAGUUUGUGGUCUGAUAUCGGACACAAAAAAGCAGUAGAAAAGACGAGUCAAGCACUCCGGGACGGAGCCGCUAGUUUGCGGAAGCAGCUGUCGGCAGACUUGGGUGAUCCCGAUUUCUUAAAUGUUGUUUUCGAUAUGGAUGUUGUAGAGAAGGAGCAGAAUAUUCAUCAAGUUGGAUCGAAUGAAGCAAAGAAGCGGAAUUCUGGUGACAAAAUAAAAUCAAAAGGCAAGGAGAACAACAAGUCAAAAGGGAUCGAUAAAACCAGAGCCGUCAAGUCGAGGCCAACAGUGGUGAAGAAAGGGCACCGUAGGGCAAAUUCAAAUCCAAGUCUUCGCAAUCAUUGUAGAGGGAAAGUGGCGAGAGGAGAUCAUGAUGCGGAUGUUAUGGUUUCCACCUUUUCCUCGGCGCAGUCAUACGCCCCGCCGUUGUCCCCUUGUUCGACUCCUGUCCGUCAGCAGAUACCAUAUCCAAGUACACCACAAACCUGGAGUGGCAGAGCUGCUCUUUCUGAGAGUGACAACCUUGAUGGCUUACCGGAAUAUCAUCCUCAUUCUCAUCAUGAUCAUCAUGAUCAUCAUGAAACCUAUUGCUAUCAAGAUAGGCGUUCUCUGGAUUUCCCGUAUAGGUAUCCCGACACUCCAAAAGGCUGGUCCGGCGAGCAGUGGGGCACAUCUGAUUUUCGCCCUUCGCCACAUUCUCCACUUGUAAAGUAUCCGUUAUCUGCACCUGCAACUUGCCACUCAUGGUCUCCAACCGAGGCUUAUCGCCAUCCACCGAGCGGUGCGCUUCCGGCAGGACGACAUCAAUUCUCACCAGCAGGUUACCGUUCCCAAGCACACCCUGCUGACUGGGCACCGCGUAUGAUACCUCGAAGGUCAGAAUACCACCAUUCGCCACAGCUUCAUCCCAACAAUCAUAUAUUUCAUCCAAUGGCUGCGCAAAAUGGGUGGCAUCGAUCGCCAUACAUUAAUCGCGGACGUGUGCCAUGCCAUGAAUAUGACUUCCCUGAUUCGAACAGUGGCUUGUCGGUACCAGCUCUAGGCGGAGAAGCCGGCGAUCCAAUGCCUACUGGUACGCGGGUUCUGUUGGCUCCUCGAGGCCGCCGCCAAAUCGAAAAUACUCCAAGAUCUCCGAAAUAUCAGGCCUCUGACUUUGCACCACCCCCACCAUCUCCUAGACUGUCACGAGAGGCGAUGCCGGUUGAGAGAAAGACAGUCCAAAGCAUGCAUAGAGAAUCCAAGAGAAAUGACUCAGGACGAGCGUUCAGAGAAACCCAAGGUUCACCAACAGGUGAAGAGAAGAAGACUGAUGAUAGCAAACUUAGUUCCACAGAUCCCUCACACCCAAAACAAGACGAGAUUUUCUUGCCUUUGGCUUUUUCACUCAAGCCACGUCGAUGCGGACCGUAUUCGCAGUGCAAUGAAGAGGAACCGAAGAAAACCAAUUCUCCGAAAAUAGAACCGUUGGAAACACCAAGCGCAGACGAAUUCAUCAAGAAGGCGAGAGACGAUGACAUUGUGAUGUCGCCAGUUCGAGAGAACCCGAAAAGCUUGAUGGAAGUUCCUGAAAACAUCCUUACUUUGCCAAUAUCACCUUUUGGACCUAAUGACGACCCCAGCUAA